Messenger RNA from Formica exsecta, 1736 nucleotides. Its product is annotated as oxygen-dependent coproporphyrinogen-III oxidase-like. Bases 219 to 1409 code for a protein of 396 amino acids. Lineage: Eukaryota; Metazoa; Arthropoda; Insecta; Hymenoptera; Formicidae. Gene Ontology annotation, molecular function: coproporphyrinogen oxidase activity. Gene Ontology annotation, cellular component: cytoplasm; mitochondrial intermembrane space. The transcript is spliced from 2 exons. The record is from RefSeq and is a predicted model, not a curated record.
UCAUGUACCCACUGCUUUACCGAGUGAGCUUUUAACCUCGUAAAACUGACUGAGCAUUUUAAAUUUCAGUAUUAUCUUUUUGAAAUAUGUGCAGAUUUUUAAUAUAGAAUCAACAAAAUUAAUUUUAUUCUUAAUAAUAUUAGAUAAGUAUUAAAUAUACAAGUAGUAGGAAUUAUUUAAAACACAAAAGAUUGGUAUAUAGAUAAUUAUAAAAAAUCAUGGCUACAAAUAUCAUUUUAAGGAACUGGAGGAACCUACAUUCCGUCAGUAUUAACUGUUAUACAUGGAACAGAUCAAAGCACCUCAAACAUAUUGGGACAGGAAUCUUAACAGGGCUUGCUGUAUACAGUGUAUCUAACGUCACUACAGUUCUGGCAGCGCAAAAUAAUCUGCACAAUUAUGUUAAAACCUUUAUGGCAGAGCCUAUCACUGCUGUUAAAGAAUUGCAGAAUAAUCAGGAUAAGAUGAGAACGAAAAUGGAACUGUUGGUGAUGAAAACGCAGGCAGAUUUUUGCAGAGCUCUCGAAUCGUUAGAGAACGAUGGAUCCUCCUUCAAAGUGGAUCGCUGGUCCCGAAAAGAGGGUGGUGGUGGUAUCACUUGCGUGCUGCAAGAUGGACAAGUAUUUGAAAAAGCGGGUGUUAAUGUUUCCGUGGUGACUGGCAUAUUGCCACCGAAUGCAAUCCAGCAGAUGAGAGCACGUGGCAAAAAGAUGGAAGAUUCGGUGCCGUUUUUCGCCGCAGGCGUGAGUGCUGUAAUUCACCCGCGCAAUCCCAUGAUUCCUACGAUCCAUUUCAAUUAUCGUUACUUUGAGAUAGAGAACCCGGACGGUACUACUCAAUGGUGGUUCGGAGGCGGUACGGAUCUUACUCCGUACUACCUAGACGAGAAGGACGUCAAACACUUUCACGGAACGUUGAAAGCCGCGUGCGACAAGCACGAUCCUGCCUACUAUGCCAAGUUCAAAAAGUGGUGCGAUGAUUACUUUUACAUCGUACACCGUGAGGAACGGCGCGGCGUAGGUGGAAUAUUUUUCGACGACCUCGAUAGCCCAGGUCAGAACGAGGCAUUUCAAUUCGUGACUUCGUGCGCCGAGGCAAUUAUUCCGUCGUAUAUUCCCUUGGUGAAGAAACACAGGAACGACGGCUACGGAUAUCAGGAGAGACAAUGGCAAUUAUUACGACGAGGUAGAUACGUCGAGUUCAAUUUAAUUUACGACCGAGGCACCAAGUUUGGCCUAUAUACACCUGGCGCGCGAUACGAAAGCAUACUCAUGUCCCUGCCCUUGAAUGCCAAAUGGGAGUACAUGCACAAGACCGAAGUCGGCUCAAAGGAGUCGCAACUUUUGGAGGUACUGAGAAAUCCGAAAGAUUGGUUGGGUGGAACAAAGUCGGACGGAGUAGGCGAAUAGGUUGAACAUACGUAAUUUCAAAAUCAAUCAAUGAUCAAUGAUCUUUAAUUGGGAACAAUUAUGAGAAAGUGCAAGGUAAUAUUAUAAAUAUAUAUAGAUUAUUAUUUUAGUACAUGAUCGAGAUCCAAAAACAACAGAAGUGUAUCAGUUUUGAGAGUUGAGAAUUUAUAGAUAUACGAAUUUACAUUAUAUACCUCAUGUUCGAAAUUUGAACAUUAACAUAUUCAAUAUCAGUUAUGUGGAUAUGGUGCUUCCUUGAAAUGUCAGAUGUUGUAGAAAUAUAUUGUAAAUAACCAUGUAUAAAAUAAACACAGAGAUUUUGUACAA